CCGCGGCCCGUUCGCAAUAACACGCUGGCCGUCGGGCCCGCGACCCUCAGUCCGCUGUUUCGUUUGGGAUUCGGUGGUUGAGAAGCUCGUGAGAACCACUAGUUAGACACACUGAGUGAUUGAAAGCGCUAGAUUUUUUUUUACAUUCCUCGUCGCAAAGCGGGAUGGAAGGAUCGUCCAGUAUGGUCCUCUCUCCGCCCACAACUCCACCACCGCCGCAGCAGCGGAAUGCUGGCGCUGCCGCGGUGGAUCUGCAGGCGGUGAGCUCGCUGCUGACUGCCAGCGCCGCCGUCGCCGGCUGCCGGAAGCGCAAGCUAAUAGCAGCCUACGAGUUCAGUCAACAGAUGUCACCACCUGCCUUACCCACACCACAACCAUCCGACUCUGAAGGGGAGGAGGUGGCAAUCACUGCUGACCUGCCACCUCGCAAGAGGGUCUGCAGACAGUAUGCCACGCUUCUUCAAGCACCAACGCCCCCGAGGACACCGAGCCCGGAGGCCACUGCUGUGACUUCGAUGCCAGUUUCUGUCAUCAUGAGGGCCAACAAGGAUGGCACAUGCUCACCACAGCCAUUCGCUGCCACUGAAAAGAUGGGAGGAGAUAAAUCCGUUGAGCCCGCACCUGUGACUGCAGACCCUUCGAAACUGCCACAGGAGAGGGAGGUCAAUAUCCUGAAGAGCCUGAAGUUCAAGAUGAGCACCCGCAAGGAGGAGAUCUUUGUGAACAGCAAGGACACUAAUCGGGAGAGCAGUGUAUCGGAACUGAAAAUAACCUCUCCAGUACCUGCAAACUUGCCGUCUGCUGUCGUACCCCCUCGGCAGUCGCUGUCGCCGCCUCCCGUGGUCUGUGGCCGGCAACAGCAGCAGCAGCGAUCUCAGCUGAAUCUCUCGGCGGCCGGGUGUGCUGUCCCGCCGCCCUCGCACAGUAUUAGCAACGGUCACCAGCCGGUGCCCAUUGCACCCAAGCCAGUGGCACCUCGCACGGCAGGUGCCCAGGCAGUCAUCUUGGCGGGAGGCGCACUCAUCCCGGUGUCGCCACGUGCGCUGACGCUGUUGCACGUGGCGCCACCCUCUGCCACUGGUGGUCCCGCUAGGGGCAGCGCACCGGCCUCCACCCCUGCAACGGCGGCACCCAUCGUCCUACUGGCUGCUCCGCCGCCUGCUGAAGAGCCCGUCCAGGCCCCGGUAGACACACGCCGCAGGGUCUACGAGUGCAACUUCGAAGGUUGCAACAAGAACUACUUCAAGUCAUCCCACCUCAAGGCCCACAUGAGAACUCACACAGGAGAGAAGCCCUUCGUGUGUGCGUGGGAACAGUGUGGCAGGCGCUUCUCACGUUCUGAUGAGCUGUCGAGGCACAAACGGACUCAUACUGGAGAGAAGCGCUUCCUGUGCUCGGUCUGCCAGCGGCGAUUCAUGCGGUCCGAUCACCUGACGAAGCACGUGAAGAGGCACGCGCGAGAUGUGACAGCAAACAGCACGCCGAGGCCUACUGCUACCACUGUCGGGCUGCUGCCGCCGGGAGCCGCGCCACUGCAGCUGAGCGUGCUGCAAGCGAUUGCGCAGCAAGUGUGAUUGCCCAAAUGUUCCUUGCCAUAAGACAUGGGGGCAAAUACUGCAAAAGACUGUUUAGAAACCUGCAUAUCAAAAGAACGUUUGUGAAGACAGAUGAAUGACAAUGUGGCAUGUCACAUUCUCUGUAGAUCUCUGGAUUUCUGCCAUUAUAUUUUCCUCAACUUGCCAACUGCUUUACAUUGGUUAUCAAAUUAAUUUUGCUCUCGGAAAAUCAUAAUCUAGAGUACCUGAUUUUGAUAAUCAAGUGGGCUGCUUGUACUAGUUUAGAUUUCAGAGGCACAAAAAUGUAUUAGUUUUACUUCAAUUUAUCCAGAGUAGGAAAAAUAAUUAUUGAUUUGUCAGAAUAGUAAAUGCUAAAUUGUUUCAUUUGUGGAUGUCAGGAACUGAACAUAUUGUCUAAUUUGUUUCUGGGUUAAACUGAUCUAGUAAAUAGUAACUAGAUUCAUUUUGUUUUUAUUUACCAUUGGCUUUAUUGAGGUUAAGCUUAAAUUUGAUUUAAACACUGAAGCAUUCCAAACUGUAAGAAUUUUGUUCCUAAAUUUGCCAAGAAGUAGUAGUAAUUUGUUGUUGGUUUUCAAAAGUUGAAAGGAAAACUGCGUCCACCACCAUACACUUAUUGGAGAAAUUUCAAUAUUGUUGUUCUCAAUUUUCAUAUGUGGCUUGUAUCUUUAACAGUUGGUGGUGUACGAGAAAUUUCUUAGGAAGUUUCCUGCUGCAAUUGCUGUAAAACAAAACACGGGGGCAAUUAUUUCAUUUCAUUUAAUGUGCAGUUCCUAUUUGUUCAGUUUUCUCUGCAGAAUUUAUUAAGGGAGUGGUAUGCAGGUAUUACGUACUGGACCUUUUUUUUUCCUACCAAAGCAUAGUUGUGGACCCUUCUAAUUGUGGGGGGUACCUUGACUGACUAAGCAUUAAGCAAUUUUCAGGUUUUAAAAAAGAACUGAUACUGUGAUCUAAGUACUGCAAUAAAGUAGAUAUUUAUUAUAUUUUUAUUUUUAAAAGAAGUUUAUACUACUAUAACCAUGACUGUUGAAUUUGUACAAAAAAGAUGGUAUAAAAGAACUCUUUAAAAAGGAACAUGAGGUUGUAAUUUCUCAUACUAUAUUGUAAAUAAUACAUCACAUUAAUUUUGUGUACAUUAUAUAUUAAAUAUGUUAAUAUUUAAAA
Molecule: messenger RNA, 2738 nt
Organism: Schistocerca serialis cubense
Lineage: Eukaryota; Metazoa; Arthropoda; Insecta; Orthoptera; Acrididae
Product: Krueppel-like factor 3
Exons: 4
Coding region: 165-1574 (469 amino acids)
Biological process (GO): regulation of transcription by RNA polymerase II
Molecular function (GO): DNA-binding transcription factor activity, RNA polymerase II-specific; RNA polymerase II cis-regulatory region sequence-specific DNA binding
Source: RefSeq, a predicted model, not a curated record